UUUACUUACAAAUUUUUUUUUAUAUCGACAAUGACUUUCGAUAAUUCCGAAGAGCAGUUACAAUUAGACGAACAAGACCUUUCAAUUUUUGAGGAACCUGAAGGAUAUCUACCACCUCAACCAAAACCAACUUUUCAAACGUUUUCCCGCAAAGACGAACAUUUAUUGCAGUCUGAUAAUUUUAAGACUUUAAAUAUAAGAUUAGUUGGAUCACAUCCAUUAUGGGCACAUUUAUUAUGGAACGCAGGCAAAUGUUUUGCAUGGUAUUUAGACGAACAUAAAGAAUUAGUAAAAGGAAAGAAAGUUUUGGAACUCGGUGCAGGUGGAGCAUUACCUUCAUUAAUAGCAGCCGUAAAUGGAGCAGAAAAGGUUGUUAUUACGGAUUACCCGGACGAUGAUUUAAUAGAUAAUAUUCGACAUAACGUAAAUACGAAUUUGAGCACAGAUAUUUGUACGGAUAAUAUAAGAGUUUUGGGGUAUAUAUGGGGCAAAGAUACAUAUCCUUUACUAAACGCGAUUUCAAAAUCGGAAAAAACAUCCAAUUUAUAUGAUCUUAUAAUAUUAUCUGAUCUAAUAUUUAAUCAUUCUCAACACAAAGCACUUUUAAAAACAUGUAAAGAAUGUCUUGAUCCUAUUAAUGGACAAAUAUUGGUUUUUUUUACUCAUAACCUACCAGAUCUAGCACAUAAGGACAUGGAAUUUUUCGAAGAAGCAAAAAAUUUACAGUGGAAAGUUGAGAAAAUUUUUAAAGAAAUCAUGAGUCCAAUGUUUAAAGAGGAUCAUGGAUGCGAAACCGUGAGAUCCACCGUUUACGGAUAUAAAAUAACCAUUAACUAGCGAGAAUAUAUCUUAUAUUGUACAAAAAAUGUAAAACAAUUUUAAAUUAAUGAUAUUGUAGUAAAAGAAUGUUUCAGGUUUAGGCUUAUCCAGAAGUUUUUUGAGAAUUUCCCUCGAGAUUUUUUUUGUACAGACCUCGGCGAAAAUAAUGGCGCGUCAAAGUAUGAUUCAAAAUAACCUGAUACUGAAUUUUUCUAUUUUCUCGUUAUGAUAUCCUGCUGGUGAUCUGUGUAACGAGAUCGCACGUGAUAAACCGAAAAUAAAAUUAAACCUGUACGUUAAAGCUAACUAUUUUUCAAAAGCAUAGGAUUUAAUAAUUUAUAUUUUAUCUCUUUAACAC
This is a messenger RNA of Rhizophagus irregularis DAOM 181602=DAOM 197198, 1177 nucleotides long. The record is from RefSeq and is a predicted model, not a curated record. Lineage: Eukaryota; Fungi; Glomeromycota; Glomeromycetes; Glomerales; Glomeraceae.